GCCUGCGUGAUGGGGAAAUGCAGCCGAGCUUUUUGAGGUGUAUGAAAUAGGAGGUGGACUCGUCCAGGGCGAAGCAAACUACAUAAAUAAGCACGUAAUAAUGCCAGGGAACUGACCCAACUGCAGGGCAUUGCAACUUCUCCAUAUCAGUCGCACCACGCAAGACCGUGGCCAAACGCUUACUCCCAUCUACAAGCGACGAUGGCGCUCACCAAUAGCUCAUGGACUUUCACGCCGAUAAUCGAGGCGUUCCCUCAGACGGUGCUUCCUAAUGUCGCCUACUGGAACGUCACGGCGAGCGACACGGACCUGGAAUACCAGAUCUCGCUUUCAUGGCCUCUGGACUGGCCAGCGUCGCGCGAGGUAGAGAACAAGACAGCGCUGACCAUGUACGUCCUCGACGGCAACGCCUUGGGCAUGUCGGCAACAGAAGCCUGGAGACGACGAGAUGCGGUGGAAACGAACCAGCCGGAUUACAUCGUGGUUAGCAUCGGCUACCCGGUUACUGACAGCGUCUACGGAUCCCAGCGCAGCAUCGACUUCCAGCCCGUGACGCCGGGCGAGGACCCCCCUGCCGUUCCGGGGGUGCGUGAGGGUGCGGAUGACUUUAUCGAGUUCAUCGAGGGCACGCUGCGGCCCUUUGUGCGAGAGCAAGCGUUCCCACGGGGCGUGGAGUACGGGCGCGAGGCUUUAUACGGCCACUCCUUUGGCGGGCUGUUUGUGGUCUACGCCUUGCUGCGGCGUCCCGACCUUGUCGACACGUUCCUCUCGGCCAGCCCGGCGCUCUUCUGGAAUGACCGCUACAUUCUCAACCACACGGACUGGCUCGACGAUGCCCCCGCGGCGCCCGGGGACGGCCCUGCGUUCAGGCUUGCGUAUGGGGGCCUUGAGCAGAACGCAGUGCGGCGGCGGACGGAGACGGAGGAGGAGUUUGAGGCGAGGGUUGCGCUGCUGGAGAGCUUUGGGCUGCUGCAAAUGGGCGUGGAAUGCGCCGAGCUGAUGGACAAGAUCGGCUCGAGCCAGAGGCUUAGGAACGCUGAGCUCAAGGAGUAUGAUGGGAGUGACCACGCCUCGGUGGGAGCGGUGGCGCUGACGGAUGGGCUGGAUUAUUUCAUCGACUGGUGACUGGUGACUUGUAUCUGAUGUGUGAUGUGACACGGCUCCGUAGCUAAUACCUCUGUCGAGGCUCGUUCAUCAUUCACCCCUUCACAGGUCAAACAGCCAUGUGAGACGACCUGGGUGUAAGUACCUAGGUACCUGGCAACUGGCAGUGGCAGAGUGGCAGGCAGUUCAUCCUACUAGCCUAGUCUCUAACGGGCAACGCGUUGUUGCUUUGCUGGCAGGAGCAGCGGCAGCAGGAGCUCCCAGUGGCCGGGGUCAACACUAACAGUGACUCUGAGGGAAAA
Messenger RNA from Diaporthe batatas, 1406 nucleotides. RefSeq lists its product as uncharacterized. The transcript is spliced from 2 exons. The record is from RefSeq and is a predicted model, not a curated record. The coding region runs from base 202 to 1125 and encodes 307 amino acids. Gene Ontology annotation, molecular function: hydrolase activity, acting on ester bonds. NCBI's taxonomy places the organism in Eukaryota, Fungi, Ascomycota, Sordariomycetes, Diaporthales, Diaporthaceae.